Chelonoidis abingdonii (Abingdon island giant tortoise) is the source of this 1353-nucleotide messenger RNA. Its product is annotated as tumor necrosis factor receptor superfamily member 10B-like. The record is from RefSeq and is a predicted model, not a curated record. NCBI's taxonomy places the organism in Eukaryota, Metazoa, Chordata, Testudines, Testudinidae. Gene Ontology annotation, biological process: apoptotic process; immune response; positive regulation of apoptotic process. Gene Ontology annotation, cellular component: cell surface; plasma membrane. Gene Ontology annotation, molecular function: protein binding; transmembrane signaling receptor activity.
CCCGUGAUUCCAGGCCCGGCAGGCAGCUCCCCGGGACGCGCUAUGGGAGCCGGGCGCUUCUUCCUGCUGCUGCUGCUGGGGGUUGAAUCCUCAGCAAUAUCUGAGAGUAGAGCAGAGCCAAGCAGGCACAGCUGUGGUGAUGGAGAAUAUCUGCAUCAAGGCUACUGCUGUAAAUACUGUCCUGCUGGCACUUACGUUAGUAAACACUGCACGGUUCCACAUACUGAAGGAAUUUGUUACCCUUGCACAGAUGGAGAGGAUUAUACUGCUUAUGCAAAUGGCCUGGACGAAUGCAUACGAUGUAAACUGUGCAAAGAAGAUCAAGUAACUGUGAGCACCUGCACUUCAACGAGCAAUACUGAAUGUCAGUGCAAGCCAGGCUAUUUCUGUCCUACUCUAGGCUGUGAGAUGUGUUACAGAUGCAAGUCAAAGUGCCCAGAAGGGAAAGAAAUUGUACAAAAAUGCAAUGCUACAGUUGACCUGGAGUGUGGCCAUCCUCCUAUAGGGACUGCAACUACUGGAGGUUGGAUUGCUGGGGUCAUCGUGCUCAUUGCUUUUGUGGCUGGGUGCCUUCUUUUAUUUAAGAAAAGGAUAUCAUAUAAUAAAACAAAUAAAGAAAAUAAAGAUGCAGAAAAAGAUGUGGAGUCUGAGGAUAGCACUGAAAUUUUCUUUGCACCUGAAAUGGCGAAUGCUAACACUAGUGCACCCAUUUUAGAGAUACAAAACUCUGUUCAGAGUCCACCAGUUUUAGCAGUUAAUAGUCCUAAUUCUGCACUAAGAAAUGAAUUGUCUGAGGAUACCAGUGUUGUAUUUUCUGAGAGAAGUGGCCUACUACUAAAUGGUGAAAACAACUCAGGGGAAGAGUCUUACCACAGGACUGCAGGAUAUUCAGCACCAGUAAAGCCUCCAGACAAGCCUAAUUUUGUCUUUUGCCCUGGACAGUCAAAUGGUGGGAUGUUCGUAUCUCAGAUGGUCAGGGAUUCUGAAGCCAGGCCUCAUAUAAUAGUUAAAGAGCUUUCUCAAGAAGCAUUAAUUGAAAGUUUUUAUUAUUUUAUAAAAGAAGUCCCACCACAUAACUGGAACACGUUUAUGAGAACUCAUCUAACAGAUAAUGAAAUUGCUAAAACAACGUUUGAACAUCCAAAAAAUAUUGAAGAGCAAUAUUAUCAGAUGCUAAUCAUUUGGAGAAACAAAUUUGGAAAUGAGACUUCUGUUGUUAAAUUAUUAGAUAGCCUAUGGAAUAUAGGACUGAGACAGUCUCAUGAAAACAUAGUAAACCAUUUAAUAAGUAAGGAUAUUAUAACUAUACUAGAGGCCAAAAACUAAUGAGUAUACUAUUAUCAACAAAAAAAA